Molecule: messenger RNA, 5091 nt
Organism: Acytostelium subglobosum LB1
Lineage: Eukaryota; Evosea; Eumycetozoa; Acytosteliales; Acytosteliaceae
Exons: 4
Molecular function (GO): protein binding
Source: RefSeq, a predicted model, not a curated record
GAUUGGUUCCCAUUUGAAAGUCCAAACAACGAUAACAAAGACAAUGAUAACAACAACAACAUUGAAAAGGAACAUAGUGAAGGCAACAGUUUGUCAACAACUACAUCGACAACAACGUUGCCACAAAAGAAACUGAACAUUGCUAUUGUAGUGUCCAGUUUUGAAGGUCUCUACUCAACCUCUGGUAUUGGAACGGUCUACUCGAUUCUGGCCGACUUCCUUGUGGCAAGAGGUCACGAGGUCACCGUUGUGUAUGCCAGUGAUGAGGUCACCGAUCGUAUGUCUUUCACUCAGUGGAAGACAUUGCUGAGGGAUAGACGUGGCAUAACAUUGGUCAGCUUGCCGCCCUCGCAGGUCGUCCUGGACAACCCGCAUCUAGUCAAGCGCUCGUACCGUGUCUAUCAAUACCUGCGCGACACUCAGUACGACCUGGUGCACUUCCCCGACUUUGAGGGCAUGGGCUACUACACAUGUCUGGCCAAGCACAGUGGCCAACACUUUGCCUCCACAAGUCUUAUAGUCGGUCUGCACGGUCCUUCGGCAUGGGUCAUCCAGUCGAACCGCAAGCAUGGCGCCACACAAGAGUCUGAGUUUGAGCUCGACUACAUGGAGCGCAAGUCAGUCGAGUACGCAGACCAUGUGUGGACGCCCUCCAUCUACAUUGUCGACUGGCUCAAGAAGCAGGGCUGGCUCAUCCCUCAGGAGCGCCUCUCACUGCUCCCCUUCCUUGCGCCAGUUGUCUCAGAGGACUCCGCCACAAAGCAUCACCUGCAGCAGGACAGGACCACGCAGCCGAUCCAAGAGUUAGUUUUCUUUGGUAGACUGGAGAAGAGAAAGGGUGUCGUGCUGCUGGCCGACGCACUUGACCUGCUGGCCCGACACGACAGCAGCACGUUUGAGCUGCGAAACAUUCGCGUCACCUUCCUUGGUCGCGCCUCACACAUCAUCAUCCCAUCACUUGAAGAUAACGCGCCUUACACUCUGUAUGAGUGUUUGUACCGUGGCAUUCCAUUCAUUGCCAGUUCGACACCAUCGAUGAUCCCACUCAUUGAUGCACGUGACAGAGAUGACGUGACAUUCGACGUCAAGCCAUAUCUCCUGUUGCGUAAGCUGUCGUCCGCCAUGAAGAAGGGCGUCACCAUCGCUCGUCCAACCUUCACCGCCGACAAGUCCCUUCAGUACUGGACGUCCUUCUACGCAUCGCUCGAGAACCAACAGUUGAGGAUGUUGGCAGCCAGCACUGAGGACAGCAGUGAGCAACAGGAGCCAUUGGUUUCCGUGUGCAUUGUUCACUACAAUCGUCCACAGUUGUUGUAUCAAGCAUUGGUAUCCAUUGAGCAGCAACAUUAUUCCAACUAUGAGGUGAUCCUGGUGGACGAUGGAAGUAACACAACCGAGGCUCUGCAUUACCUUGACAAGCUGGACGAGAGCUUCAAGUCCAGAGGCUGGCAGCUGAUCCGCACAGCUAAUCGCUACCUUGGUGCGGCCAGAAACACAGCUGCACGCGCAGCCCGCGGUCAAUAUCUCUACUUCCUGGAUGAUGAUAAUGCCGCCUAUCCACAAGCCCUCAGCACCUAUGUGCGCAUUGCUCAGCAUACUGAGGCCGAUGUCGUCACUGCACCUCACUCGAUCAUCAUGACAGUCGACCAGCCCGAUGCCAACACUCCCAUCGAUCGCCAAUGGGCUCCAUUGGGUCCAUCACUCUCAGUCGGCCUUUUCAAGAACUGUUUUGGUGAUGCCAACUUCUUUGUUCGUCGCGAUGUCUUUGACAAUGCAGGCGGAUUCACGGAGGAGGUCGGCGUCGGUCUGGAGGACCACGAACUGCUUGCCAAGCUGGCAAUUGAUGGCCGUCGCAUGAUAGUUGCACCUGACCCCUUGCUCUACUACCGUAUGCACGACACACGAGGCCAGAUGGUGUUCAAGACCGAGAAGCACCUGAAUCAAAUGCGUUACAUACGUCCAUAUCAGAGCGCCUUUGGUGGUGAUGCCAAGCCUGUCAUGAAGCUUCUGGCCAGUAUCCAGGAGGACCCAGCCACAUUGGCCCCACCCACGUGUAACAUCACAAUUACAUCGGUCAGUCCCAACAGAGGCCCCGUGCGUGGUGGUACCAGAGUCCUCAUCUCUGGUUCAGGCUUUGAUUGUCAGUUUGCCAACAUCUUCUUUGGCCAACAUCCAUGCCAGAAGGUCGAGAUGGUCAACUCGCGUCAACUGUACUGUGUGACGCCCAAGGGCUUUGGCCCCGAGACUGUGGACGUCAUCAUCUGGUCCAAAGGACGUCCAAGCACAUUGUUUGCCGGUUUCACCUACGUUGCCGACCGUGCUCCAACACUCACCGAGUGUGAUCUGGAUGGCGCUGGCAACAUUGAAUGUCGUUUCAGCACAGAAGUUGGCCCAGUCAAGCCAGGCUCAUCUGCGUGUAACACAUUCUUCUCACCGGGUACCGUCAACAUCUUGGGUUCAUCGCCAGUCUGUACCUUCACCAACAACGACACGCUCACACUUACUCCCAGCAGUGACGCAUCCAUCGAUGUUGGCGACACUGUGGAGACCCUACCUGGAACCAUCGAGUCACCUGAUGGUGAGUUGAACAAUCAAGAGUCCACACAGGUUAAAGUGAAGGACCGUCUGCCACCACUUGCUGUUAUCAAGGCCCCAACUGAGACCGGUACUUGUGGUCCUAUGAUCCUGGACGCAAGAUACUCUCUUCCUGGCUCCGGUCGUCAUCUCAAGUAUGAGUGGAAGUUAGUGUCGGCGCCCGACCACCAGAGUGAGCUCGAGUCCAUCGUCCAGAGCACCAAGGAUGCCUCCCUCGUCAUCUCCAACUCAUCAUUCCAAGCUGGCUCGUCCUACACAUUCCAGCUCAUCGUCACCAACAUCAUCGGCCUGCAGGACAACUCCACCGUCACAGUCAAUGUUGUCGCCGGAGAUGGCUUGCACACAAUGAUCGAAGGCCCACACGAGAUGACCAUCAGCAAGAAUGAUCUUCAAAUCGAGGCUGAGGCAUGGUACACCAGUUGUGUCUCGUCGGGUGAGGACCCCAAGAUCACCUACCAAUGGACAGUCACACCGCCACUCACAUUGGGACAGACCAACAGCAAGACAUUGUUUGUGCCAUCCGACCAAUUGAAGCCAGGUGCAUCAUACGUGUUCACACUCAAUACUGCCGCCGCCGACAAGAAGGCCACAGCUACUAUCAAGGUCAAUGUCCGAAAGACUCCAGUCUACACAUUGAUAAAGGGUGGAGACAAGACUGUUAGCAGAGGACAGACAGUCACACUUGAUGCCUCACAAUCGAGCGACCCUGAUGGAGGCAACCUCCAGUACUCAUGGACUUGCACUUCAUCAGAUGGAUCAGAUUGUCCCCUGAGCUUGCCCUCCGAGCCAAUCGUAAGCUUCAACAGCAGUGAGCUGCCAGUUGGUGCCUACACCUUCAAGGUUACUGCGACACCAAGCGAUGACCCCAAGCGCGCAUCCAGUGCGGUUCGAUCAAUCAUUGUGACCGACACUCCAACCAUCAAUGUUGAGAUCGACACCAGCAUGCUUCCCAAGCAUAUCGACCCCGGCCAGAAGCUCGUGUUCAAGUCCAUCCUAGUCAACAACUCGAUCCCAAUCUCGCGUCUGACAUUCGACUGGAAGAUGGACGCCGGCCAGCUCAAGAUGGACCAACCAUACGCCACACCCACCAACCAGCGCAACCUGGCUCUCAAGUCUGGUGCACUAGGCGCCAGCACAAUGUACACCGUGAGCGUCCAUGUCAUGGACAAGCUUACCAAUAUGACAGGACAGGCCUCAACCACGUUCCGCACAGAGGCCGUGCCGUCCGGUGGCAUGAUCAAGACCAAUGCCACCAAUGGAACUGUGUUUGACAAGUACGAGGUCACCCUGGGCAAGAACUGGGCCGCCGACUCUGGCAUCCUUGGCUACAGCUUCCGUUAUAGCAUUGGUGCCGACCCUCAGGAGUACCCAAUUGGUGAGCGUCAGCCCUCGCCAACCAUCAGCACUUACCUGCCCCCAGGAGAAAUCAAGGUCAAGGGUUACGCAAUCAGUGGAAACGGUGCAGCAUCGUCAUCAUCCACCUCCAUCUCUGUGGCUCAGCCAUCUGCCGACGACAAGGAGAAGGUGUUGUCAUUCAUCACAGACCUCGUCACCAAGGACAAUCUGAACCUGUAUGACAUCACAUUCGCCAUUCGUUUGGGUAACAGCAUCCUGCCACCGAAUGAUCACGACUACAAGUGUGUCUGGUGGGAUGACACCACAUCUCUCUGGUCCAGCGAGGGCUGUACUACUGAGUUCCGUAGUGGCCGUGUCGUCUGUCAAUGUAACCAUCUGACCCAGUUUGCAUUGCUAGGACGUGUCCGCGCCAAGAGCAACCUGACCAGGAUCCUGAUCAUUGUUGGAUCGGUCGUUGGUUGUGUCCUGUUUGCCGGUCUUCUCGUCGGUAUGUUCGUCGUGGCCAAGCGCAGACGUCAAGCCAAGAAGAAGGACCCCAAGAAGCCAGAGGACAAGAAGAAGGAGGAGGCCAAGGAGAAGAAGGAGGCCAAGAAGAUUGCCGCCAAGGAGAAGAGGGCCACGGCAGCCGCAACCGCAGCAGCCAAGAAGGCCGCCUCAACCAAGGGCAAGGAGAAGGACCCUGCCGCCGCCGAUGAAAACAAGCAACCUGGCGAGGAGAGGAUCACCGAAGUAUCAUUUGGUGAUGAGAACGAGAAUGACUACAUUCUACAAGAGUUCAAGGAGAUCUACGAGAUUGUCAAGCAGCGUGAGCAACUGGCCACACCAAAGAAGCAACCGCCCCCAGUGUCGCCACUGACCACCAACGGCUCAAUCAGCUCCGCCGAGCCGAGCCCCGCCACAUCGGUCCCAUCAAUCGCCUCGACACCCGAGCAACACGGAGUGUACACCGAGGUACAUGAGCAAGCAGCACUGCGCAUCCAGCGAGUGUGGAGACGUCAUCAGGCGCAGGUACAGCUGGCCAAGGAACUCGAGGUCGAGAACCUGAUGGACAACAUUGGUAACCUUUUGGCCGACAUUGACAACAUUGAUCCAUUGGACGACAACAACUAUGGUGAUGACUUCUACGCCGACAUGGAUGCA